CUGCCUGGAGGCAUGUCCCCCGCCCGGCCGCACUGCGCUCUGUUACUGCUGCUGCUGCUGCUGCUAGCCUGCCAGCCACAGGCCCCAUCUGCUCAGGUGAUGGAUUUCCUGUUUGAGAAGUGGAAGCUCUACAGCGACCAGUGUCACCACAACCUGAGCCUGCUGCCGCCCCCCACGGAGCUGGUCUGUAAUAGAACCUUCGACAAGUAUUCCUGCUGGCCCGACACCCCUCCCAACACCACAGCCAACAUCUCCUGCCCCUGGUACCUGCCUUGGCACCACAAAGUGCAGCACCGCCUCGUGUUCAAGAGGUGCGGGCCCGACGGGCAGUGGGUGCGUGGACCCCGGGGUCAGCCAUGGCGCAACGCCUCCCAGUGCCAGAUGGAUGCCGAGGAGAUCGAGGUCCAGAAGGAGGUGGCCAAGAUGUACAGCAGCUUCCAGGUGAUGUACACAGUGGGCUACACGCUGUCCCUGGGCGCCCUGCUCCUCGCCUUGGCCAUCCUGCUGGGCCUCAGCAAGCUGCACUGCACCCGCAACUACAUCCAUGUGAACCUGUUCGUGUCCUUCGUGCUCAGGGCCAGCUCCGUGCUGGUCAUCGACAGGCUGCUCAAGACCCGCUACAGCCAGAAGAUCGGCGAUGACCUCAGUGUGAGCGUCUGGCUCAGCAGCGGGGCGGUGGCUGGCUGCCGUGUGGCCGCGGUGUUCAUGCAGUACGGCGUCGUGGCCAACUACUGCUGGCUGCUGGUGGAGGGCGUGUACCUGCACAGCCUGCUGGGCCUUGCCACCUUGCCCAAGAGGAGCUUCUUCACCCUCUACAUGGGCAUUGGCUGGGGUGCCCCCAUGCUGUUUGUCAUCCCCUGGGCGGUGGUCAAGUGUCUGUUCGAGAACGUGCAGUGCUGGACGAGCAAUAACAACAUGGGCUUCUGGUGGAUCCUGCGCUUCCCCGUCUUCCUGGCCAUCCUGAUCAACUUCUUCAUCUUUGUCCGCAUCAUCCUCCUCCUCAUGGCCAAACUGCGAGCCCACCAGAUGCACUACACUGACUACAAGCUCCGGCUGGCCAAGUCCACACUGACCCUCAUCCCCCUGCUGGGGGUCCACGAAGUGGUCUUCGCCUUCGUGACCGACGAGCACGCCCAGGGCACCCUGCGCUCUGCCAAGCUCUUCUUCGACCUCUUCCUCAGCUCCUUCCAGGGCCUGCUGGUGGCGGUCCUCUACUGUUUCCUCAACAAGGAGGUGCAGACAGAGCUGCUGCGGCGCUGGCACCGCUGGCGCAUAGGCAAAGCGCUGCGGGAGGAGCAGCUCGCUAGCAGCCACGCGGCCCCGGCCGGGCCUGGCCACGGCCCCCCCAGCGAGAAGCUGCGGCUUGUGAGGGGUGGAAGCAGCAACGGGGCUGGCCAGGACCACACUGUGAAGACCCCCUCGGCCAGCGGCCUCCCUGGGUUGGCUCAGAGCCCCUUCUGA
Messenger RNA from Cynocephalus volans (Philippine flying lemur), 1461 nucleotides. RefSeq names its product glucagon receptor (gene GCGR). Gene Ontology annotation, biological process: adenylate cyclase-activating G protein-coupled receptor signaling pathway; cell surface receptor signaling pathway. The transcript has 13 exons. The record is from RefSeq and is a predicted model, not a curated record. Bases 13 to 1461 code for a protein of 482 amino acids. Gene Ontology annotation, molecular function: peptide hormone binding; glucagon receptor activity. Gene Ontology annotation, cellular component: plasma membrane. Lineage: Eukaryota; Metazoa; Chordata; Mammalia; Dermoptera; Cynocephalidae.